Messenger RNA from Rotaria sp. Silwood1, 1623 nucleotides. The record is from the annotation of a GenBank genome assembly. Lineage: Eukaryota; Metazoa; Rotifera; Eurotatoria; Philodinida; Philodinidae.
AUGUUUAUUUUUGUUCUUCUCUCAUUGCUUAUCUUUUCAAUCGAUGCAUCUGUUCGCAUCAUAGAUGAUUGUCAAUUAGUAAUUGUUGGUGGAUCAACUGCAGCAUUAGGUGCAGUUCUUUCUGCUUCAAAAUUACUUGAUAAACACGUAUGUUUAAUUGAACCAACAGAUUGGGCUGGUGGACAAAUGACAAGUGAAUUAUUAAGUGCACCUGAUUUUGCUGGUUAUAAAUUAACAGAUAGUAGUGGAUUUACACUUGAUGUUGGAGGUAUUAAUCUUCAAUUAGAAAAUCGAAAUCCUUUAUUUACAAAAAUGCUAAAUAUACUUGGAAAUACUGGUCUUUGUUCUGUAUCACCUAUUUGUUCUAUACCUAAUCAAUUUCAUGCUCAAGUUGUGUUACCUUUAAUAAAAAAUCUUCGAAUCUUUUAUAACACUGUUAUUAAACAUAUUGAUAGAGAUAAAAGUGAUCGUCGUAUUAUAAAAAUAGAUGCUAUUCAAAGAACUUCAAAUGAAAAACAAAAUCGAUGUCGUUUAUUAUCCGAAGAAUUACCUGAUUGGUAUUUAUAUGAUAAUAGUUCAUGGUUUAAUAAAACUAAAUUAUCAUUUAUUAACAUGUCAUAUGUUAUUGAAGGAAGUUCAUGGGGUGAAGUAUUAGUUUUAUCUAAUGCAAGUUUUCUUCAAGGUAUUAUGGAAAAAUUUGAUGGUGAUAUAUCUGGUAAUGGAAAUUGGUCAUGUGGUCAAAUGUUUACUAUAGAUUUUCUUGAACAACUUCAAGAAAAACCUACAGAUGAACCACCUAAUCCGUUACCUGAACCAAGUGGUGGUGGUCAAUAUUCAUUAUUAGGUCAUCCAUGGGAACGUGCAUGGACUUAUCGACGUAUUAAUACAUCAUCAACUGAUAUAAAUAUUAUUGCUAUUAAUGAUACAAUUAUUCAAAAUCGUGUGAGAGGAAAUGAUUAUGGAAGAAAAUUUUUUUUCUUAUCACCAAUUGAAGCAAAACGUCAUCGUGAUAUUGAACAAUCAUAUGGUUGGCAUUAUUGGUUUCGUGCAAAUGCACCAAUCGAAUGGGCUAAUCGAACUGUUUUCCUUAAUUCAUCAUCAUGGACAGGUACUUGUCAUGGUUUAGCUAAAAUGCCUUAUUUACGUGAAUCACGUCGUUCAAUUGGAAUAAAUAAUUUUCUUAUGAAUAUUUCAACAAUAAAUGGAAGUGCAUCUGAUUUACACGGAUAUAUAUUUCAUGAUCGUAUAUGUCUUGGUGCAUAUGAUGUUGAUAUUCAUAGAAUGAAAUUAUGUCAGUAUCCUUCAUAUAUUCGACAAAAUUAUUCUAUUCUUCCAUAUUAUAUUCCUUUACGUGCAAUGACGAAUCGAGAUAUUGAUAAUUUAAUUGUUAUUGGUAAAACAAUGGCACAGACAUUUCUUGUUAAUUCAGCGACACGUUUACAUCCAGUUGAAUUUUCUAAUGGUCAAGCAGGUGGUGUAGUGGCAAGUUAUGCAAUUCUAAAUAACUUAGAUAGAGUCGAUCAGAUGCUUGAAGAACAGCAUCUCACACGUUUGCAAGCAUUAAUUAAAACAUUUACACCAAUAUCAUGGACGAUUAAUGGUACUCGUUAUCCUAGUGAUUAA